Molecule: messenger RNA, 2143 nt
Organism: Pseudomyrmex gracilis
Lineage: Eukaryota; Metazoa; Arthropoda; Insecta; Hymenoptera; Formicidae
Product: putative fatty acyl-CoA reductase CG5065
Exons: 8
Coding region: 373-1896 (507 amino acids)
Biological process (GO): long-chain fatty-acyl-CoA metabolic process
Cellular component (GO): peroxisome
Molecular function (GO): alcohol-forming very long-chain fatty acyl-CoA reductase (NADP+) activity
Source: RefSeq, a predicted model, not a curated record
UUUUCUCGAUGUAUAGACGACAAAAAGAACAUAUUCAUCGGCUCAAUAGCGACGCUAAUCUCUCUCGCGGAGCGAGCCGCGUGCGGCAAGGCAACGGCUAUGUGUGUUUCAACGCGCGCGUUAUCGUCGCGAAGGUUUCAGAAAAAUAAGUCGGCCACGCUUCGUCCACGGGUAAUUAAGAUAGUUCGAUUUGUCUUUUUGCAUACUGGUGUCGUCAUUCAUCGCUGUGUUGAAUUACAUAUGUAGCGAAACGUCGAUCGACGCGGAUCUAAGAAGAUCUCGCAAUGCGGAUGUCGCCGAUAAGAAGAGGAAGCGAAUAAUCAGUGGCAGUAGUGUUUUCCGGUAGUGCGCACAGUUCGGAACACAAUUAAGAUGGCAACGACGAACGCACAAAUCGGUCCAACGUACGCGUAUGAGAAGCACCUGAACGAUUGUUCGAUCAAGAUGUUCUUCGCCGAAAAGGUGAUACUGUUAACCGGUGCCACGGGUUUCGUGGGAAAAGCCCUGCUGGAGAAAUUGCUGCGAACGUGUCCCGCUGUGACCAGAAUUUUCGUCCUGAUACGUCCAAGGACGAAGCAGUCCAUCGAGGAACGAUUCAACAAGCUCCUGGAAAAUCCUAUUUUUGACAAGAUACGAUGCGACUUCCCGGACGUGUUGAACAAGGUCUUUCUCGUGAAAGGCGACCUGGGCCUACCAGACAUAGGACUUCAUACCGAGGACAAGGAGAUGUUGAUACAAAGCGUUAAUGUUGUUUUUCACAGCGCGGCCACCGUGCGUUUCGUCGAGUCGUUGAAAGUGGCCGUCAAUCUGAACACAAAAGGCACCGACCGCCUGUUGGAUCUGUGCAAGUGCAUGAGGAAUCUCGUCAGCGUUGUUCACGUUAGCACGGCCUACAGUAACGCCGACCGACGUGAAAUCGAGGAAUCGAUAUACACCACAAAUGUGAAACCUCACACGGUGAUUGAUAUGUGCGAAAACUUGGACGACGCGACGUUAGAAAUACUCGAGAAGAGACUGAUCGGCAAACAUCCGAACACGUACACGCUGACGAAGAAUUGGGCGGAACAGAUCGUGCUCUCGAAAGGGAGAAACAUGCCGAUCGCGAUCGUACGGCCGAGUAUAGUCGGUGCCGCUUAUCAGGAACCCUUUCCCGGGUGGAUAGACAAUGUCUGCGGUAUCACAGGUAUAAUGACGGAGAUCGGUCGGGGAACCGUUCGAAGUAUCGUUUGCAACAAGGAUUUAAUAGUGGACAUGAUUCCCGUCGAUUUCGUUGUCGACACGUUGAUCUGCGCGGCGUGGUACAACAGUGUGGAACGGACCGACACGGUCAAGAUUUACAAUUGUGUCAGCAGCCCCAUUCAUCCUAUAACAUGGCGCAAGGUCGGAAAUCUCACUAGAAAAUACGCCAUCGAAUCUCCGUCGAAAUACGUAAUGUGGUACCCGGACUUCACAUUCAGAACAAAUAGAUUCAUUCACUACAUCGUAGCGGCUGCGCUGCACUUUUUACCCGCGUUCAUCGUGGAUGUUAUAUUGAGAGUGCAAGGUAGCAGACCUAUAAUGAUGCAGAUCACUAAGCGUUUCGAACGUGCCGCGAAAAAUGGCGAAUUUUUCGCGAUGAACGAGUGGAAAUUUCACGCGGACAAUAUGAAAAAGUUGAAAACCAUCGUGAAAGAAUCCGAAAAUUGUAAUCACUUUAACGUUGAUAUCAGAAGUUUGGAUUGGGACAAAUACAUGCAGCGCUACAUACUGGGAAUCAGGACGUACAUCAUGAAAGACAGUCUAGACACGCUGAGCAACGCUCGAAAUCGUUUAUCAAAGUUGUAUUGGAUACAGAAAAUAACCAAACUGUUCAGUAUAUUUUUAUUAAUAAGACUGAUCAAACUCAUUAGUAAAUGAUAUUAUCCGAUCUGCGGGUCCUACAGAUCGCAAUUCACAUAAUUCCAAGAGAGCGUUUCUUACAAGAAUAUGAUGGGAAAAAAAACUAUUUUUUAAUAUAAACACACAGUGUGUUUUUAUAUUACACAUGAAAAAAACGAGCUGUUUUGAAACGAGUAUUAAUUCGAUUAUUACAGAGAAAAGAGAAUGAAACUAUUUACCUAUAAAAUAUUUUUUUAAACUGUGUACAUAUUUCACACACGUGUGU